This is a messenger RNA of Aricia agestis (brown argus), 1193 nucleotides long. RefSeq names its product DNA repair protein complementing XP-A cells homolog (gene Xpac). NCBI's taxonomy places the organism in Eukaryota, Metazoa, Arthropoda, Insecta, Lepidoptera, Lycaenidae. Gene Ontology annotation, biological process: base-excision repair; UV-damage excision repair; nucleotide-excision repair, DNA damage recognition. Bases 230 to 988 code for a protein of 252 amino acids. Gene Ontology annotation, molecular function: damaged DNA binding. The record is from RefSeq and is a predicted model, not a curated record. Gene Ontology annotation, cellular component: nucleotide-excision repair factor 1 complex. The transcript has 3 exons.
UCAGCGUUUUUUGAAAUUUUGGAAGAUUUUAAUUUAGAUUACCGUACGGUACUUCAAACAAGAACCAAAGCUUUUGAGGGGGAUACAUUUAAAAAUCUUUACUUUAAUUAAUCAUUUUACUUUAGCCCACUCGUAUUCAUUAAGUAUAUAGGUGCUCGACGUAUUUUAUGAUUUUAAAAUAUUAAUAAAACAUUGUUACGAUUGUGUAGAAAACAUAAUUAUUACAAAAAUGAGCGAGGUGACAAAGGAAUCCCUCAGCGAAGCCCAGCGCGCGCGACUCGAGCGAAACAGGCAGAAGGCGAAGGCCCUAAGGGAGUCACGCCUCGUGCAACCCAAAGAAGUCAUCAAGAAAGUUGUAAAUAAGAAUGUGAAUGGAAUUGAUUCCGGAGCAGGUUUCUUCAUAGAAGAAGAUGAACCUGAGGAGUUGAAGAUAUCCGCUCAGCCUGCUCCAAUAGUGGACAGAACAGAACAGCCCAAUUGCCUAGAGUGUAACAAACCUAUUGCACAGUCCUACCUUCUUGACACAUUUGAUUACCCCGUAUGUGAUAACUGCAGAGAUAGCGAAGGCGCGCACUCGCUGGUGACUCGCACCGAAGCCAAGACUGAGUUCCUGCUGAAGGACUGCGACCUGGACUCCCGGCCGCCGCCGCUACGUUGCGUCCGCCGCCGCAACCCGCACCGCGCGCGCUUCGCCGAGAUGCGCCUGUACCUGCGCGCGCAAGUGGAGGCGCGCGCGCUCGACGUGUGGGGCUCGCUGGCCGAGCUGGAGGAGGAACGCACGCGCCACCGUGAGCGCCGCGAACGCGCCGAUCGCACGCGUGCCGAUCGCAAGCUGCGAGCGCUGCGAAUGGCCGUCCGCUCCACGCUCUUUGACCGCACGCGCGCCGCGCACGAGCACACUUUCGGUCCCGAGCAAUACGACGCCGACGAGGACAUCUACCGGCGCUCCUGCGACUGCGGCCACACCGAGACUUACGAAAAAAUGUGAGCUCCGUUCGUGCUUCCUCCUCACACUUGGAAAAAUACUGCAACAGGUCCUUUCACGUUGACGUAGCGACGUAAUUCUCGAAUGUCCCGUCAGUUUUGGGCGCGUUCAGGCAAAACGAUGCUUGAGAAUGGUUUCCGUCACUUGUUUAUUGUAAAGAUAAUAUACAUACAUUUAAGAAAUAAAACUUUUACUAAACAAAUGCACU